Plasmodium gonderi is the source of this 927-nucleotide messenger RNA. RefSeq names its product Phist protein. The record is from RefSeq and is a predicted model, not a curated record. Lineage: Eukaryota; Apicomplexa; Aconoidasida; Haemosporida; Plasmodiidae. The transcript is spliced from 2 exons. The coding region runs from base 1 to 927 and encodes 308 amino acids.
AUGAAUCAUCAUUUUCAAUGGAAUACGAGCAGAGAUGAUGUAGGUAGAAAGAAAUUUCUUCCCGCACUUUUGUUUUUUUCUCUUUGCUUUGUCUUUUGUCUAUCACAUCAAUGCCUACACACGAAUGAUUCUGAAAAGCAGAAGCCAAAAUGGGAGAAGAAUCCAAACAUUUUGAGAAUGCUGUCGGAGAUAUCGCUUGACCGAUUAGAAAAGUUUGUUGAUCUAAAUGACAUAAAAUUAUUGGAGGCGAAUAGACAUUUGUAUUUUCUCCCCAUUAGUAGCACCAUAAUAAAAGAGGAAGAAAUGAAAUUCUUCGAAAAAAAAUGUGAAAAAAGUGGAAAAAAUGAAAAUAUCUCGUGUACUAAAGAGGAUAGUAGCGACAUCUGUGAUAAUUACAACAGAAGUAGAAGAGGAAAUAUUGAUUCAGAAUAUGAGGGAAGCCAAAUAGAAAGAGAAAUAAUAUAUGAAACGAGAUUCUAUAAAGAAUUAACGGAAGAAGAAUUUGAAAAUGUGGUAAAUGGAUUGGGAGUAUAUGUUGAUGUUAAAGAUAUGAAUGUUUUAUGGAAUUAUGUAAAUGCAAAUAGAAAAAAAAAAUAUUUAAAUUUAAAAGAAGAAAUGUGGAAAGAGUGUGAAUUUUUAUCCCGUAAGUAUAAUAUACCUGAGGAAUGCACAAUGAAAGCAUGGAGAAAAGCACAUUUACAUUUGAAAGAUGAUUUGAUAAAGAAGGAAAGGGAUGACUAUUUAGAUUUGAAAACAUUUAUUGAUGCAGGUACUAUUCCACGUUGUAAAUACAUAUCAUUUUUAAUAGACAAAUAUGAGUCUUGGAAUGAUCUUCUUGACAUGGCAACUGAUAGUUGGAAGAGUUCCAUUUCUAGUAGUUUCGAUAAAUACCUUGUUCAAGAUAGAUUGGAAAAGGAAAUUGAUUGA